UGACGUAGUUAGGGGGCAUUGUUUGAAGAGCAGGGGGGAGCGUGCCACAGUUGUCUAGAUUUAAACUCGCCGAGAAUUUUCUUUAGCCAUAAUUCAAUUCUAAUUACUAGCAACACUUGGAUUUGUUUAUCAAAUAAUUAUAUAUAGCGGCCAUGUAUUAGCAACAUAGACACGUACGAGUUUGUGUUGUAACAAAGCUGAAGUUGGACAGCUAACGUUAGCUAGCGCUACUUCCUCCAUCAGACUAGAAAUGAGUGUUAAUGUUACCUAUAAUUUAUAAUUGAGCCAACAUCAGUCUUUUUCGUUAUGUAAGUAGUUAGUUAGUUCAAGUAAAGCACAAGUUUUGCGUAAACUCACCAUUGUGAGAAUAUUCAGGCUAACGUUACUGCUGUAGCUAGUUAGCACCAGAUAAGGAAAGAGAUUGUCAGGCGGUUAAACAUUUUUGACGUUCAUAUUUUUUUAUUCACCAUAAACUGGUGUUUUAGAUUAAUACUUAGCACAGUAAGCAUAUCGUUUAAUGUAGUUGGCUAGCUUUAUGUAGUGUUUUUUUCACGUGUAACUAAGAUUGUUCUAGCAGGAAGUACAGUAACCUUAAGAGAAUAGCUUGGUAGAAAAUGGAGUAAAGCAGCUAUAGUAGUCCAUCCAUUGAAAGCAAAAGUAACGUUAGCUUGUUAUCCUUUUGGAGGCUAGCUUUAUAAAUCGGGAACCCCACAUCUCCUUUGUUUCAGGUUGUGGCAAAAAAAAAAAAAAAACGUUUCUCAAAUAACUUUGUAUAGACCGCUAGCAAGUUAUGACAAUCCCUUUAUGUUGAAAACUAACGUUAGCUGGCUAGUUUGCUGCUAGCUUCCGACCGAAUGCUGCUACCGAUUGCAUAGCUUUCUAGACAGCUUGCUAGCGUGUCACUUUCCCAAUUGCUUCCUAAAGAUGUCGAACGCCAUAAACGAAGGUCUGUUCUUGAUAAAAGACGUGAAGCCUGGAUCGAAAAAUUUAAAUAUCGUAUUCAUUGUUUUGGAAAUAGGACGGGUAACCAAGACGAAGGAUGGCCAUGAGGUGCGUUCCUGCAAGGUAGCGGACAAGAGCGGAAGCAUCGCCAUCUCUGUCUGGGAUGAGCUGGGCAGCCUCAUUCAGCCUGGGGACAUUAUCCGGCUGACCAGAGGCUACGCCUCCAUGUGGAAGGGCUGCCUGACCCUGUACACUGGAAGAGGUGGAGACCUGCAGAAGAUCGGAGAGUUUUGCAUGGUGUAUUCCGAAGUGCCUAACUUCAGUGAGCCCAACCCAGAUCUGCUAGCCCAGAACAACCAGCAGAACAAGACUGGCAAAUCGGAUCAGAGGGGGAAUUCUCCGCCUAAUCAGAAUUCAGGUACACCUGCUCAGUCAGGUAACGGUGCCAUGAUACCAUUUGUCAACAACAACAGUUCUCCCUCCACUCCUCGUGACCCUGUCUUUGGGGGUGUGGGGCGGACUAACGGCCGUUCCCCUGGCAGCGCAGCUCCUCCAAUGUCCGCUGUGGGACCUCCCAGUGCCCCCAAGCCUUCGGUCACUAUUAGCAAUGGCAGGGACCCCCGGCGUGCGAAGAGAUGAAGCUGGCAUGAGGGACAUCUUUCCCCCGGCCUCUUAACCUCCCCCCACCCCCUCACUCUCCCCUUUCCAUCUACCUUUUGAACAAGCCAAACCUGGCAUUCACAACAAUAUCACUGAAAAAGACUAGUUUCUGAUCUGCAGCUUAUACUGGUUAACCUAGGCCGUUGUCUUUCUCUAGUUGAGCUAAUGUUUGUUGGUUAUGCUGUCAAUUGCAUAAAGCACCUCACUGAAUAAUUGUGACCUAAACAUGAACCCAGUAGCAGGACUUGCAAAGCUCUGGACAUAAAGUAAGUUUACCCCCUUCCACCACCAUAAUUGCCAAUUUUGUGCCAAUGUUAUUGACAACCCUCCCUGUGCCUCCCUCUCGCCCAUCUUGUUGGCUGAAACUAUACACCCUACUUGACCACUAGAUGCACUUUCUUCUCUGUAAGUCAAAGUGAAUGCAUCACUAAUUUGAUUAAGGAACAGAUUACUGCGGAUGGGGAAAGCCUUACGUAGGCGAAACAACUUUUUGGACAGAAUUAACUAACAAAACCCCCCCUUGGAAGGAUCACAACUCCCUUCUCAACCAAAACAUAUCAAAAGUGACUGAAAAGAAAGGUGAUAGUUUGAUUUUUAACGGUAGGUUGAUUAGAUUUAGUUGAGAAUGGCUACAGGUUUCAUGAGGACUAGUUUAUUUGCUGUCCAGUUAUGAACAAUACAUUUGUUAGGUGGGAACACUUAAGAGGUGUAUAUUAUAAAUAUAUUUUACUGACAUUUUGAUUUCUGUUUCAUCUCUGAGAUAGAUGGUGAAGUAGCUAAUGAGUGCAAUAAAUAAUAUUGUCACAUUUAA
This is a messenger RNA of Oncorhynchus tshawytscha (Chinook salmon), 2413 nucleotides long. RefSeq names its product nucleic acid binding protein 1a (gene nabp1a). The record is from RefSeq and is a predicted model, not a curated record. Gene Ontology annotation, biological process: response to ionizing radiation; double-strand break repair via homologous recombination; mitotic cell cycle checkpoint signaling. The coding region runs from base 925 to 1581 and encodes 218 amino acids. Gene Ontology annotation, molecular function: DNA binding. The transcript has 6 exons. Lineage: Eukaryota; Metazoa; Chordata; Actinopteri; Salmoniformes; Salmonidae. Gene Ontology annotation, cellular component: SOSS complex.